This is a messenger RNA of Salmo salar (Atlantic salmon), 7464 nucleotides long. Its product is annotated as EVI5-like protein. The record is from RefSeq and is a predicted model, not a curated record. Gene Ontology annotation, biological process: regulation of GTPase activity. Gene Ontology annotation, molecular function: GTPase activator activity; small GTPase binding. NCBI's taxonomy places the organism in Eukaryota, Metazoa, Chordata, Actinopteri, Salmoniformes, Salmonidae.
UAGAAACGCUGAAGCACGCCAUUCUGUUUAUGAUUUCUAUUAAUGAUUGACGCUGCUGUUUAAAGCUAUUUUAAUGUCUGCCUUAUUUGUAUUAUAACAUAGUUGGGGAGGACAGGGGAGAAAGGGAGGACAGCUCCCUGUCUAGUAUUUGUCGCCUGUAGCUAGUUAUAGGUCUUCUUGAGGAAGCGCCAACAGACGGACAGCUGCGCGACUUCGCAUUUUCUAAUAAACAGCAGCACGAGCGAUGGCUUCGGCGUCACAUUUCUUACUGUAUUUUUCAUAAGGCGGCGAAGUCGACAUUGUGAAGGUUUUAUUCUGUGCUAGUUUCGUGGUUGCCGGCAUGACAUAGCAGCUACGACCAAGAGCCGCUUCGAUUAUGGGAACAUUCAGAUUUGAGGAACCCUGAUCCAAUUGGCUCCGGGACCGCACUACCAGGUGACCCUACAGCGGGUAGACGGGUAAGGAGACCCAGCCACAGCCUCCCCUGUCCAACAGUGCAUUGCACCGUGCCCACCUCCACCAUGUCCACCCCCAGCGGCAGCCCCGAGAGAGAGUGCUCCACAGGGGGACCCAACCAGCUGGAGUGUGCCCCUUCCUCUCCCCCUGGCAUGGACCAUUCCAUGGGCAGCCCCCUCCUCAGCCCAGACUCAUCUUGCCAAGAUGCCAUGCUCUCGGCCCCCGCUGCCUCCCCCGCCGACUCGGAGAGCCUGAGCCCUGACGAGCUAGAGCUGCUGGCCAAGCUUGAGGAGCAGAACAGACUUCUGGAGGCGGACUCCAAGUCGAUGCGCUCGAUGAGCGGCUCGCGGCGGAACAGCGGCUCGUCCCUGGUGUCCAGCUCCUCUGCCUCGUCCAACCUGUCCCACCUGGAGGAGGACACCUGGAUCCUGUGGGGACGCAUUGUCAACGAGUGGGACGAAUGGAGACGCAAGAAGGACAAGCUGCUCAAGGAGCUGAUCCGCAAGGGCAUCCCACACCACUUCCGGGCCAUCGUGUGGCAGCUGCUUGGUAACGCCACAGACAUGCCAGUGAAGAACCAGUAUUCUGAGCUGCUCAAGAUGUCCUCGCCCUGCGAAAAGCUCAUCCGCCGGGACAUCGCCCGCACCUACCCCGAGCAUGAGUUCUUCAAGGGCCAGGACAGCCUGGGUCAGGAGGUGCUCUUCAACGUCAUGAAGGCGUAUUCUCUGGUGGACCGGGAAGUGGGCUACUGCCAGGGCAGUGCCUUCAUCGUGGGCUUGCUGCUCAUGCAGAUGCCAGAGGAGGAGGCGUUUUGUGUGUUUGUGCGUCUGAUGCAGGAGUACCGUCUGAGGGAGCUUUUCAAACCAACCAUGGCUGAACUAGGCCUCUGUAUCUACCAGUUUGAAUACCUGCUGCAGGAGCAACUCCCAGAGCUAAACGUCCACUUCCGUUCUCAGAGUUUCCACACCUCCAUGUACGCCUCCUCCUGGUUCCUCACUCUCUUCCUCACCUUCCUCCCCAUGCCCGUCGCCACGCGCAUCUUUGAUAUCUUCAUGUACGAGGGUCUGGAGAUUAUAUUUCGUGUGGGCAUGGCCAUUCUGCAGUACAACCAGACUGACCUCAUCCAGCUGGACAUGGAGGGCAUGUCUCAGCACUUCCAGAAGGUGAUCCCCCACCAGUUUGACAGCUGCCCAGACAAGCUGAUCCUGAGGGCCUACCAGGUCAAAUACAACCCCAAGAGGAUGAAGAAGUUGGAGAAGGAGUACACCACAAUCAAGAACAAAGAGAUGGAGGAGCAGAUAGAAAUCAAGAGGUUACGCACAGAGAACAGGCUUCUGAAGCAGAGGAUUGAGACAUUGGAGAAGGAAAGUGCUGCUCUAGCAGACAGGCUGAUUCAGGGUCAGGUGACGCGGGCUCAGGAGGCGGAGGAGAACUACGUGAUCAAGCGGGAGCUGGCGGUGGUGAGGCAGCAGUUCAGUGUGACCAGUCAGAACCUGGAGAAAGCCCAGGACACCAUCGGAGAACUGCAGCGGGAGAAGUACACAGAGCAGUUUGUGACCGGUCUGCAGACCCAGCUGGAGCAGUCCCGGCUGCAGGAGGCAGAGCUACUGGGAGCCCUCAAAGAGAUGCAGGACAAAGUACUGGACCUAGAGAAGAGGAGCAGCUCUCUGCCUGAUGAGAACAACGUGGCCCAGCUGCAGGAUGAGCUGAAGCUGGUGAAGCUCCGAGAGCUGGAGACACUACACUCCUUCAGAGAGAUGCAGGACACGGUGACCGAGCUCAACCAGCGCUGGCAGCUCCACAUGUCAAAAGGCGGCGGGGGUGGAGGUCACUGGAAGGAAUCCCCCAAGAAGAACGCCCUGAACGAGCUGCAGGACAAGCUGAUGGGGGUGCGUCUGAGAGAAGCCCAGGCCCAGGCUGAACUCAGGGAGGUCAAACUCAAAGCCAUACAGCUGGAGAGCCAGAACCAGAUUCACAGCAAGCUGAUUGGUCGCCAUGAGGUGGAGAGCGCUGCCAUGCAGGAGAGGCUGCAGCAGCUGGCGGGCCAGAACAAGGGGCUGCAGGCCCAGCUCACCGAGAUGAAGAGGAAACAGGCCGAGCUCGACUGCAAGAGUAAAGAGGAGGUGAUGGCGGUGCGCUUGCGGGAGGCUGACAGCAUGGCCGCCAUGGCCGAGCUCAGACAGAAGAUAGCGGAGCUGGAGAUACAGAAGGAGGAGGGUCUGAUCCAGGGCCAGCUGAACCACUCUGACUCCAGGCAGUAUAUCACCCAGCUUCGAGACCAGAUCGGAGAGCUCAAGAACGAGAUCAGGCAGCUCCGCGGGCAGCGCUCCAAGUUCGCCCCUAGUUCCCGGGACGGGGGCGGGGGCUACCCGGAUCUGUGUCUAGCUAGCCCCUCGUCGGCCGGAGGCGACUACCUGAGCUCGGAUGAGGACCUUCUCCCCAGCCCCAUCCCCCCCAACGCCAUGUACCCCGCCCUGCCCCACCCCCACCCCUCGGCCAGGCUGGACAGCGAGGGCAGCACCGACAGCGAAGCAGAGGCCCACCCGGACCACCCCCACCACAGCCCCUCGCAGCAGCUCUACACUAGCAUGGUGUGUGCUGAGGUCCUGGACAACUGAGCCAUGGAGGUCCCUGGAACUACCUGGUCCUGACCUAGACUACUAAAGAUACUGUACUCUGCAUCUCUUUAGUAUUAGAGAUGCUGUACUCACCCCAACUUUACUGUACUACUGUUCUCACCCUAAACUCCGACUGUAACCUGUAACGGACAUCCUCCCCUCCUCCUUCGCGUUGGUGCCAUGGUCUCUCCUCUUUUUGUCAUUCUUUUCUCUCCAUCUCCCCCUUUUACUUCUCUCUUCACUCCUAUCUCUUCACUUAUCCCUCUCUUUAUCUCCCUCUCUCUCCCUAUAUCUCUCCCUCAAUCUCUUUCUCCUCUCCGCACAGAAAGCCGAGAAAAUAAAAAGGAUUGAAAAUUGACAAACAAAUUGCUUUCAACUUUCAAUACUCCAACCAUACCACACAGCAGUGACUAUGAGAUGCAUAGGACAUCGCUUUGAUGAAAUGAUUCCCCUCAAGUUUGGAAGGACUUCAAUAUGGACUUGGGAUCGGUAAAAUAUGAGAUGGAUGGAUGACUUGUUGGGCUUGACCCUAUUCGUACUGUACUGUCCCAUGAGCGAGAUGUGGAACAUGCUGUCUCCCUCCAUCUCUUUCUCUUUCCUCCUCCUUUUCUCUCUCUCUCUCUGUCUCUCUCUCUCUGUCAUUCCAUCAUUCCAAGAAGACCCAUUAGCCACCUGCACUGCCUGUUACAAUGGAAACAACCCUCCACUGUAACCUCACAAUGCACACUUCAAAAAAAUGAGAGCGAGAGGGAAGGAAGGAAGGAUAGCGGUAGGAAAAGAGGAGUAUGGUAUGGACUUGUACACAUCAAUAUCAUAGGGAUGUUACUAGAUGACAUCACAUGCAUAGAUCAAUAUUAACAAUUUACCUUACUGAAAUACGUUUGUUGUGUGUGUCUCAAUGCCUUGCAAAUGAAACAAGGCAAGUGAAUUACGAUGGCUCAUGUCAACAACAAAAAAAUCUCAACGUUGCCAAAUCUUCUUUUUUUUUCUGCUAUUAUUUAUGUUAUUUAUUUUAAUAUUUUUUUAUAUAUCUAUACAAAUCUAAAUAUAUAGAUAGAUACCAACGGCGGCCAAACUUUAUACACGCUGAGUUCCCUUGGUCCUUUGUGCCAACUUGAAUCUUGAGGCUGAGGUGUCAACGGACGGCGUCCAUGACGAUGCAUGUCAGAGAGACAGAACGAAUGCGCUGCUAUGAUUUUCCUUUUUUCUCCCAGUCUUCUUCUAUGUUAUGUUCUAUCUGCUCAACAUGCAGUUGAACUUUACACCCCUUAGGAAUCAGAGUGCGAAAACUACUGUGAAGAAAUUGUUGAAUGGUUAUGGCUAGACUUCAUAAUGAUGUCUCUACCUAUGACUUAUGAAAUACCCACACAUAAACAACUCCUUUAUAAUCUAUUUGAAAUGUGUUAAGGAAUUUUUAAACCCUAAAAGCAGAUAUCAACCCACAAGUGCUUGUAAGAGGACAGCAAUGGCUCAGUCAAUCAUUCAUUUUGUCUAAUGGUGAGGCUAGAGUUUGACUAGUUUGGGACGGAUUGGCAUGUGUCCGUCAAAAGGCUGUGUGAGUGACGGGAAGGUGUUUGUUGAAAUUGACCGAUCAGAGGCAAAAAAAUAUAUAAUUUCCGAGCUACGAGUGUACUGAUCAGAUCAUCAUAAAUAUCAUUAUCAAGUUGGACCAGGGUCAUCACUCUCUCUGUUGUUCUGUUGUUCUCGUCUCAGUCAUGGUACUAUAUGAUGAAUUAUCAAGACCUCUCCUUCUAGAACAGCCAACUGUGACAACACUUCCUCUUUCUACUGCCUGUUACCAAUAGGAUUUAGGAAUGGAUGGAAACAUUCAGUUGAACGUGUUGACUGAAAAUGUCUGACUAUCUGAUGCAUGCUGUUACUACAGCUUCAGAUGGCUAAAAUGCACAGGUUAACAGACUGGGAGCAGUAUUUUGCCUAGUAUAUACCUCACUGGCUAACUAUGUGGCAUAUCAUCCCAAUAGUCUUGAAUAUAUGACAAAUGCUUGUUAGAAUUAGCUUUAGCUUAGUCAUUAGGAGUGGGGAGACGAAUGCAUCGGCUUGGUGUCAUGUUUCCAAAGCAUUCAAAUGUUCUGUGUUUAUAUCAAUGGGACAGAGUUGAUCAUGGGAAUCGAUGAUGGCCAUCUAGAAAGAAGCUCCAUGUGGUUGCUUCCCCAAUGUCAAGGGGGAAAGGGUUCCAUACAAACUCUAUAUAGAUGGAAGGAAAUGGAAGGAGCGUUGUCUUACUUCUGUGGCAGACACUUCACAUAUCACUUUUCUAUAUUCUUACAACAGUGGAAGCGAAACGUAUGGAAUAUUAUUGAAUUAUACAAUAUGACAACCUGAAUGAAAGUAUUAAUAUAAAUAUAUCACAAUAAUAAUUGAGUUGAUUUGCUGAGGCAGACUGCAGGGGAUGUGUGGUAAUAUAUUCAAUAGGGUGUUAUAUAGAUCCUAAGAUUCUAGAUAUAGAUUCUAAAUAUAGAUCCUAAGAUUCUAGAUAUAGAUCCUAAAUAUAGAUUAUAAGAUUCUAUAUCUCCUCUUGACUUAAAGCAGUGAGUGCUGUUCUGGGAAUAUGGGAGUGGAUGCUUGGAGUGGUUAGUGGCACAAGCUAAGGCUCUGUCUCAUGUCAGUAUUAGUGAGCACUUGUAAGGUUUCUUGGUAGUAUUAAGGUACUGUAUAAUGCUAUGCCACCAAGCCUAUGCAUCCCAACUUUGUAUCAUGCUUUCUGUUUUCUUAUGUUCAAAUUAUGCCAUGUACUCAGAUUUGGUGUGUGCCUGGCUUUUGUCGCACAAUGAUGCUGGAUGAAGGGGGAACCUGUCACCAACUGCCAAGGAAAUAAGGGAGCUCCUCCAAUGGGGUUCCGCUGCCAUGUAGCCCAUCUUUCGCUCAGUCAAGUAUUACAAAUAACCACCUUUUUAGAGGUUAAACCAGUGCAGCAGCUGAAAUCACUGUUCUCUGGUGUAACAUCCUGGACCAGUCAGUUAUGGCAUUACUUUAGCAAUGGGAUAAGUUCGGAUGCCAUGUGUUGAGUCAACCUGCGGUAGAGUAUAGUCUUGGUCAGUGGUGGAAAAAGUACUUGAGUCAUACCUGAGUAAAAGUAAAGAUACCUUAAUAGACAAUUACUCAAGUAAAAUACUACUUGAGUAAAAGUAUUUGGUUUUAAAUAUACUUAAAUAUCAAAGGUAAAGUAUAAAUCAUUUCAAAUUCCCUACAUUAAGCAAACCAGACGGCAUCAUUUUCUUGCUUUUUUUAUUUACUGAUAGCCAGGGGCACACUCCAACACUCAGACAUCAUUUACAAAUAAAGCAUUUGUGUUUAGUGAGUCCGGCAGAUCAGAGACAAUAGGGAUGACCAGGGAUGUUCUCUUGAUAAGUGUGUGAAUUUUACAAUUUUCCUGUCCUGCUAAGCAUUCAAAAUGUAACUAGUACUUUUGAGUGUCAGAGAAAAGUUGUCAAAUAUAAAUAGUAAAGUACAGAUACCAAAAAAAACUACUAAAGUAGUACUUUAAAGUAUUUUUACUUAAGUACUUUACAGCACUAUUAGACAGUGUCUAAUUUACACAUAACACAAACAAUAUACUGCUGUUCAGAGAUGGUGCUCGGACGCGGAGUUCCCCAGUGUCCCAACUACAACUGGUAUAACUGUGACUAAAAUAUUUUUUGAUACACAUGAAGAUGCCCUCUGAUUCAGUAUUUGUCAUCCAUGUAGUUUUAUGAUUAGCGUUGGUAUGGAUAUUCUUUGAUCUGAACUAAGAUCAUGUUUAAAAUCUUAGGGUGUGCGAAUGGUAGGGUUCCAUGUUUAAAUCUUAUAUAGUGCCAUAAUGUAGGUAGAUUUAUACAUAGUAUAUAAAUUACAUGUAUAUCAAAUGCAAUUUUCAUAGACAGUUCAGCAUAUUCACUCUGGUUUAGGGUGGUGUUCACCAAAAAUAUCUCAAAGGUGAAGGUCACUGUUGAGCUAGGACUGAAGGUUCCCCAAUAUGUUUAAGAUUUAAAAAAAAAUAUAUAUAGAAUGAAACUGGAACACUACUGCCAUUGUCUGUGUCUCGAAGAAGAAAGAAACAAAACAUGGAGACUCCCCCUUAUGGACGGUGUCCUCAUGCAUACCCUGGGUUGUAUUAAUUAGGGCACACAAUGUAAAAUAUUUUAAAACGUUCUGCAACAGAAAACAAAAAAUGGUGUUUCUUAUUGGACAAGUCCAUGGUUUCAGUCCCUUUUCUUCCGUUUGGUGCCUCAAACACAACCCUGGUGUAGGACUUCUCUCAUGUAUGUAACAGCAGGUCGGUAUCCACUUUACUCCCUCCAACCUUGUUCACUCUCUCUUGCAAUUCUACCAAUGUGUUGUCAAGUAUAUUAAUGACAGUAAUAAAGAUGAUAUUAAUGACAUUAUGAAAACA